CCGCGCCAUGACAGCCAGCGCGGCGCCGCGGGGCCGGCGGCCCGGAGUUGGCGUAGGAGUCGUGGUGACUAGCUGCAGGCAUCCUCGUUGUGUCCUCCUGGGCAAGAGGAAAGGGUCGUUUGGAGCCGGCAGCUUCCAACUUCCUGGGGGUCAUUUGGAGUUCGGUGAAAGCUGGGAAGAAUGUGCUCAAAGGGAAACCUGGGAAGAAGCAGCUCUUCACCUGAAAAAUGUCCGCUUUGCCUCGGUUGUGAAUUCUUUCGUUGAGAAAGAGAAUUACCAUUAUGUCACUAUAUUAAUGAAAGGAGAGGUGGAUGUGACUCAUGAUUCAGAACCAAAGAAUGUAGAGCCUGAGAAAAACGAAAGUUGGGAGUGGGUUCCUUGGGAAGAAUUUCCUCCCCUGGACCAGCUUUUCUGGGCACUGCGUUGUUUAAAGGAACAAGGCUAUGAUCCAUUUAAAGAAGAUUUGGAUCACCUGGUAGGAUACAAAGGAAGUCAUCUCUAGGUGAACAAGAAGAUUCCCUGAAUUUUUUUAAAAAGACAAAAUAAGGUCCGGUUAGAGAAUGAAAAAU
Messenger RNA from Ceratotherium simum simum (southern white rhinoceros), 569 nucleotides. It is a transcript of the gene NUDT15, whose product is annotated as nudix hydrolase 15. Gene Ontology annotation, molecular function: 8-oxo-7,8-dihydrodeoxyguanosine triphosphate pyrophosphatase activity. The record is from RefSeq and is a predicted model, not a curated record. Gene Ontology annotation, biological process: dGTP catabolic process. Gene Ontology annotation, cellular component: cytosol. NCBI's taxonomy places the organism in Eukaryota, Metazoa, Chordata, Mammalia, Perissodactyla, Rhinocerotidae.